AUGUCACAUAUCCUGUUCUCCGUUGACGACUUACCUGUCAAGUCCUUCAACGUGAGGCACAAGCUCACCAAGCUACCUUGGCAGCUGUUCUACAUUAUUGUGGCAGCGGCUUUCGGGUCGAUGGAAUACUGCGCUGAGUUGCUAUCUAGUUUGGAGAAGACGGUUAUGUACUGGCCCUCGAACGUGCUAUUCCACCUUGCAGCUGUCAUAGAGAUUGAUCAGGGGUACUUUCGUGGCAACAGGGGUCACAAACGUCAGAAGCGCAAAGCUGAGAUGUGUCACGGCGCUGAGACGGAGGGCCAAUCAGGGGAUGGCAGGGGCUGCUCCCAUCCCAAGCUCCUUGAGCACCCAGUGCACCAGCACUUGGAAGAGAAUCUGAGCGCCCUCUGUGCCAAACUCGAAACUGAAAGUCAAACUGCCCAAACUUCUAUAUCCAAGCGCGAUGGAGUUAUCCGCUACCAGGAGAAACAGCUUACGGAGACUCUAAGUGGCCAGAGUACCCAUAAAGAGUGGUGA
Molecule: messenger RNA, 516 nt
Organism: Macroventuria anomochaeta
Lineage: Eukaryota; Fungi; Ascomycota; Dothideomycetes; Pleosporales; Didymellaceae
Exons: 4
Coding region: 1-516 (171 amino acids)
Source: RefSeq, a predicted model, not a curated record